CAAGAAAAGAGACCCACCUCCUUGGACUACGUAUGGAUGAGGAAUCUAGAGUGAGAAGCUGUGAGGUUGCUGUCUGGUUUAGCAGAAGGAAUUAGACCAUUCUAGCGAAGAAAAAUCCGUUUGUGUCUAUCUCCAUUUGCCACUUGAAAAGCCAUGAAUCAUCCGUAGACAAACCCAAUAAUCACUAUUUUCAACUUAUCCACUUCCAAUCUUUGCCAUGACCACACUCCUUCACAUUUCUAUCAGUCUCUCACCACUUUGUGCCUUACACUUGCAUGAGGCCAGAACUGAAAGACAAAGAUGUUGUGGGUUGAGAUUGCCCCAACCUUUUUGCUGUCCCUCUCUUUUGAGAACAAAGAUUGGUUUUUCACAUCAAAAGAGGUUCAAAUUGGGGGUUUGUAGAGAGAGAUGGUCGUUCUUGGAAGUUAGGGAGGGUAAAGAUGGGAUUCUAGCGAGGGAGGAGGGGUGGAGGAGGAGGAAGAGGGUGGUUUUGGUGAAAUCCAAUCAAGGGUUUGGGUUUGGCGGCGGCGGUGGGAGGGAUAAUGGCGGCACUGCUAGGCUUUUGGGUAAUCUUGCCUUGGCUAUUGGCUUGACUUACCUUUCUGUGACUGGGCAGAUUGGUUUGCUUUUUGAUGCAAUUGGUUGGGUUUUUGAUGUAGUUGUUUCCCUUUGGCUCUUUGCAGUGAUUCUACCAAUCGCCGGUUUGGGAGCUUUACUCUGGUGGGCAGGACGAGAUAUAAUUCAAGACAGUUGCCCAAACUGUGGGAAUGAUUUUAAGAUUUUCAGAUCAGCUGUGAAUAAUGAUUUGCAACUGUGUCCCUUUUGUGCUCAACCUUUCUCAGGUAACGAGUCUGGCUCAGUAUACUGCUUUAAAUUCCCUUGUUACUAUGAAUCUCAACAUUAUAUCAUCUGGGUCGGUGUACUCUAUAUUCUCUUACCGAUCUAUCUCAUCCGGUUCCAACAUUACUGUAAACCCUUGAAGGAAAUCUGGUUCUACUUUCUAUUGAACACAAUAAGCACCAAAUCAAAUCAACCACCUGACAAGACAGGGAUAGCCGAGUGGUAAGGUUUCCCCUUUACCAUGGCAUGAUCCUGGAUAUAGUUUCAUAUACUAUGUGAUGUUCUUACAUGUAGUGAAAAAAACAAAUCAACCACCUGUAUCCUCGUUUUGGAAAUUAAACAUCUGCUUUCCUAAAAGAAAAUUUGUCCUCCAAAUCUAUCUACCUAACAAAAUUUAUGAUUUGGUCAUCUGCCAGAACUUCAGUAGGAUUGAAUAUAUUUGGCUGGUCAGUGUUAGGUGUUUCAUGGGGCACAUGGGUGGCUGUGUGGAUUUACAAUGUUGACAGUUAGAAUCUACCCUCCACCCUCUCUCUGUUUUGUUGUUGGAGCAACCUGCUUUGGUGUCUAGUCAUUGAUUAUUAUCUGAUCCAACUUGGAGUGAAAGUUGAAUUUUCAAAGAUCAUUCUCAUUUCUAAUAUUGCAAUGUCGAAAAGCUUCAAAAGUAGGAAACAUGCCCGUAAGUGCAUAGGUUAAAAAAAAGUAAGUGCAUAGGUUAAUUCUUUAGCCGACCCCAAGUGAUUGGAACAUAAGGCUCGGUUUGGUAUAGGUUAAUUCUUUACCAAUAAUGUUGUAAUAGUUUUCAAAGUUGGACCUGAUCAGAAAAUAUUGGCGCAUAGGUUGAACAACAGUUGACCGUUUGAUAGUUUCAUCUUUGUUUUGGCACAUUUAGCAACUAAUUACUUAUUUCUCUCUAUUGUCUUAAUGAAUGAGUGGAUCUGUCGGUGGUAGUAUUUCGAUGUUGAUCGGCUUCUGAAAGAUCUUACUGGAUAAUGAAGAGCUUUAAUUAGACAUUUUCUCCACACUAGGGCAGUAUGUGGCUAUCCGUAGGGCAGUCGUUUGGAUAUCAGACAUACUUAUCCAUAUUUAUGCAGUACAGGCAGUUUCCACAUCUCCAUUCAUAUCUCAAAUAUUUUGCUUUCAUUCAGUGGUAGGCAAUAAGUUUGUGAGCGAUCCUGUGAAUUUCUCCAACAAAUCUACGACCUUUGGGGAAGCCUUCAACAAUUUCUCUUCUCGCUCUAGUAAAGGUACUCUUCUCUUGGAUUUACAUACAUCUUAACAUUAAAGGAUUGGCAACAUCUUAACACUAAAGGAUUGGCAAAUCUGCUGAUUGGUUAUUUAUCCAUGAGCUAUGCUCCCCACGCAAAUCAUUCUCUUUUCAAAGUUCAAAUAGCAGUAGUUAAAGGGAAUUGUGCACUUGUGAAUCUGUCACAUUGGUUGUGCAGGGAAGGAUUUUUCAUCAGCAGUUGUUGAUGUUGAAGCUGAAGUAACAGAUUUAGACUGAAGAUUUUUCUUGUUAAACGGCCCUCAUAUGGUAAGAACAUCAGGGUACUUGAUACCCCGUGAGCAAGAGCCAAGUGAAAGAAAAGUGACGAAUAACUAUAUCCACUUGAAUGCAAUUAAGAAAUUUUGCUGUUUUUUUUAUCAGAGUACUUAAUACUUCAUGCUCCUUUUGUUUAACCGGAAAAAUUGCAGGAAGUUCAUGAAAACUCCAUUUUUCCAUGAUUAUUAUAUAUGACUGAAUAUGGAACAUACAACUUACUCAAUGGACGCACAAGAUGAGAAGAAGAAUAGCAUUCCGAAAACCAGUAACUAUAUGGUACUUGACAUCGAAAGAAGUAGCUAGACAGGACAGAAGUGUACACUUGAAAUGCUCAGAAAAUCUUUCGACAGUUUUAAGUGGUCAAAAUUGGGAUUAAGUAUCCCAGAAGUUUGUUACCAUAUCUUUCCAAGCAAAGUUGUGAAAAAGAACUUACCUAUAUCCAAAUUAUUAAAUAUUGUCUUUUAGCAGAGUUAUAAAUUUCUAACGGGAAAAGGUGUGACACCUUAGAGUUCUAGUUUAAAGCCAUCAAAAGUUAACCUGGGUUUCAGCGAGAAUUCCCGCCACGGUACUUGCUGUAACUAUGUUUUAAGACUUGACAUGCUUCCACAUCCCCUCAGAAUUGAACUGUCCCAUGGUCUUUAAAGUCCUAAAUCUCAAAAAAAUCAUCUCAACCUGUGUUGAUGGCUCCUGGUUACGUCACUGCUAUCAGCUUUCUGUCUUCUCAUUCCCCUACUUUUCUGGUGUUCGUAUUACUUCUUCACUCCUUGUUCUGGUUUAAUUUUGCCCCAGAUGUAUCAUAUAGAACAAUGUCCAAUGUCCCAGUCAAACAAGUCUUUGAUGCAGAUAGAUGCAUUGCUGUUUCCUCAAAGUGGAGAUAUCUCUGGGAACAACAAGACACAACGGCGAGAGGAGCACGGAGCACAGCAUUUCUACAAUGAUAUUACUGAUUUUGGUUUUUGUUUGUGUGUGUGCGCGAUCGCAAAUAGGUCUGAUCUUUUUUUACCGUAUCGGCAUCAAAUAGCUCUUUUAUCUUUCUUUCUUUUUCGUUGUAGGCAAGAUUAAGACAAUUUUCGGUCGUAACAAGGUUUUGAUCUUCAUGAUGCGAUGUUGCAUAACUAGUUUGCAAAACAUAUAUAUGAAAAUAAAAAUUGGUCCUUUAUGCUC
This is a messenger RNA of Rhododendron vialii, 3544 nucleotides long. RefSeq lists its product as uncharacterized. Bases 218 to 1066 code for a protein of 282 amino acids. The transcript has 4 exons. The record is from RefSeq and is a predicted model, not a curated record. Lineage: Eukaryota; Viridiplantae; Streptophyta; Magnoliopsida; Ericales; Ericaceae.